Trichomycterus rosablanca is the source of this 3486-nucleotide messenger RNA. It is a transcript of the gene cdh24a, whose product is annotated as cadherin-11. Gene Ontology annotation, biological process: multicellular organism development; cell morphogenesis; calcium-dependent cell-cell adhesion. The record is from RefSeq and is a predicted model, not a curated record. Gene Ontology annotation, cellular component: plasma membrane; catenin complex; adherens junction. Gene Ontology annotation, molecular function: calcium ion binding; cadherin binding. Bases 1 to 3177 code for a protein of 1058 amino acids. The transcript is spliced from 13 exons. Lineage: Eukaryota; Metazoa; Chordata; Actinopteri; Siluriformes; Trichomycteridae.
AUGCUGAUGAGCAGGUCCGGACUGCUCGUCCUCGGCUUGUGGAUGUGUGUGUGCGCGUGUACGGAGGAAACGUCGACAGAUCCACUUGUUAACGCGUCGUCCAUCUCGGAGACCUCUCAGAGUUCAGAGUCGGCACAGACAGGGCAGGGUGGUUCCACAGACGCACUUUUUACUCCUCCGAGCGGCAGAAAAUCCGGCGACUCUGAUCUUAUAAAGAACUCUCAUACAGGGUUGGAUCCGCAUCCUAAUUCCACCGAUUUCCCACAAUACACCACUCCGAACAGCGGUACAGUUUUCCAGGGGGUGGCGGACGGUCCUGAACGACCCUCCAGGAGGCGGAGGAGCUGGAUCUGGAACCAGUUCUUCGUGAUCGAGGAGUACAGCGGGCCGGAGCCGGUUCUGAUCGGACGGCUGCGCUCCAGUCUGGACCGGGGCGAAGGGCAUGUCCUGUACGUCCUGAGCGGAGAGGGGGCGGGCUCAGUGUUCGUGAUCGACGGACAAACCGGAAACAUCCACGUGACCAAGCCUCUGGACCGGGAGGAAAAGGACCAGUACCGGCUUGUCGCCACAGCAACAGACGGACGGACGGGCCACGCCCUCGAGGCCUCCUCGCAGUUCAUCAUCAGAGUGCAGGACAUCAACGACAAUCCUCCGAAGUUCACACACACUCACUACAGCGCCAGCGUGCCCGAGAGAGCCAGUGCUGGAACGUCUGUGAUUCAGGUGACGGCUACAGACGCCGAUGAUCAGAGCUAUGGCAACAGCGCCAAGCUGGUUUACUCCGUGGUUCAGGGGCAGCAGCACUUCACCGUCGACCCGCACACAGGUGUGGUUCGUACCGCCACGUCCGAUAUGGACCGCGAGGUGCAGGCUCAGUACGUGCUGGUGUUGGAAGCGAGAGACAUGGCAGGACAUCAGGGGGGUCUAACAGGUACCACGUCCAUCACCGUCAACCUGAGUGACGUCAACGACAACCCACCACGCUUCACUCAACGUCUGUGGGUGUUCUCAGUAUCAGAGCUGGCCCUCCCCGGGGUCGAGGUGGGUCGCGUCUCCGCCUCUGAUGCUGAUGUUGGAGAGAACGCUGAGCUGGUCUUCACCAUCACGGACGGAGACGGGAGGAAAGUGUUCAACAUCAGUGGCCUGAAGCAGCAGGGGGUGAUUCUACUCAACCAGGUGUUGGACUUUGAGACUCACAGCUCGUACACGCUCUCGGUGGAGGUUCAGAACCCCCGCUUGGACGUGCGCUUCCUCCGCGGCGGGGUGUUUAGGGACGAAGCGGUGGUGAGGAUCACCGUCCUGAAUGCAGACGAGCCGCCGCAGUUCACUCACGCGCGAUACCAUCUGAACAUCAGCGAGAACUGCAGAGCGCCGUGCAGCGUGGGACGGGUUCAUGCCGUCGACCCCGAUACAGGACUCAGCACCAAUGUAGAGUAUUCCAUCGACCCGGCGUCCGAUCCCAGCGCUGCGUUCCGUAUCUCUCCCGUUAGCGGGCUCAUCACCGCCAUGAUCGAGCUGGACCGGGAGCGCGAGCAGUGGCGCAACAUCACCGUCAUCGCGUCUCAGAGAGACAGCCCCGACCAAGUUACCAGGGUUGCAGUUGCCAUAGAGACGCUGGAUGUAAAUGACAACCCGCCUGUGCUGGACAGACAGUACGACACGGCGGUGUGUGACUCCGGCACUGCAGGACAGGUGAUACAGGUGAUCCGGGCUGUAGACAGGGACCAGAUCAGCUCCAGUUCACCUGUACGCUUCAGUCUGCCAUCAAACAGCGGCGUGUCUCUGAACUUCACCAUCCAGGAGAGAGGAGAUCACACGGCCAAUCUGCUUCUCCUGUCCUCCCUGAAGCCCCUCCCUCACGCCACCUACCCCGCCUUCCAAACUGUCAAAAUACCCAUAAUCCUGCAGGAUGGAGAGUCAGCGCUGAGCAGCAUGGGGACCGUGACCGUGACGCUGUGUCCCUGUGAGAAUGGAGGGAUGUGGGUGGAGGACAGGAAGAGGAGGACGGAUGGAGAGGACAUGAUGGAGUGGGAGAGACAAGCUGUGUGUUCUUCUCCUCCAUCAUCAUCCACACUGCUGGGCUUCACCUCAGCCGUCAUGCUGGCAGUGCUGGCAUCAUCCUUCAUCCUCGCUGUAGUGGUGGCGUGGUCUCUGUCCACGAGGAAGAGGAAGCGCGACUCUCUGUCUCCGGUGGAAAACGACGAGAUCAGAGAGAACAUCAUCAGAUAUGACGUGGAGGGCGGAGGAGAGGAAGAUACGGCUGCUUUCGACAUCACCGCUUUAAAAAGCGUACCACACGGCAUACACGCGCGAUGUGUUGGUGCCGCGCCGCUGUACAGUCAGCUCUGCUACAGCAUCCACGCCCUGAACGAGGGUCCGUUCAGCCGCUUCGAGUCCCGCCCGGACCGGGACAGGCUGACACAGACGCUCCCGCGCGGACACACACUGAACCCCAGGCCGUUACGACCCGGUUCUGCGCUCACAAGGACGAAUCAGAACAGAACCAGAGAGGAGUGCGACGGUUCUGCCGAGAGCCAGCCGGGGGACGAGGGCGUCGCCACGAGCCAAAAUCAGGCUUCAUUAAUCCAGAGCGACAGCGGCCGUCCAGCGGAUCCUCCAGCUUCAUCACUCCAUCACCUUCACUCCUCCGUCUCAUCACCUGCUGCUCCUGAGAACAUCACAUCCUCACACGGAGCCACACCCGGAUGCAGCGCGGCUCCGUUCAGAACCAUGGAAGGAACUCUACUACGAGCGGGAGCAGAAAUACUGACCGGAACUACUUUUGUAUAUCCGAAAACAGCACAGGACUGCACUCAGCACCCUGUGGGACUCCACACCAGACCGGAGGUGAAGAACAGGGCCGGCGUGCUGACCCUAACGAUCGACGAGCUGCUGCGGCAGAGGCUGGACUGGGUGACCUUCGACCCCAUGCAGCCUCCGUACGACUCGCUGCGGAUGUACGAGUACGAGGGGGCCGAGUCGGAGGCCACGUCGCUCAGCUCCAUAGAGAGCCAGGACGACGGGGGGAUGGAGGGCGAGGUUUUUAAAGAGUGGGAACCCAAAUUUCAGAAACUGUUGGAGGUCCUCAGAGCUGAUGAGAAGAAUAAAGAGGGAAAAGAAAACAAAGUCAUUAAAGAGGAAGGGGAAGUACAGGGGGAGGAGGGAGGUGGAUCGUAGAGAUGAGGUGGAGAGGGUAAAAAAUUUGAGAAUAUGAAAAUGAAUUAUUUUCAAGGAGAAGACAAGGAACUGGGGUUGAUAGUGUGAGGUGAAAGGAAUGUGAGCCUAAUAAAAUGUAACAAGUUGCUUAGUAAAAUCAAGGAAAAGAAUGGAGGACAUACUGAAAUGAAAGAGUGUGAAUAAAGGGUGAAGAGAAGUGGUAAAAUAAAGAAUUAAAAAUAAUAAAGCAAGUAAAACAAGUUCAAAUAAGGCGAAUGAUAGUAUGAAGACAAAAUUAGAGAAAUUUAGGAGAUAGAAUGGUGAAAAGAG